Molecule: messenger RNA, 4570 nt
Organism: Columba livia (rock pigeon)
Lineage: Eukaryota; Metazoa; Chordata; Aves; Columbiformes; Columbidae
Gene: LYPLA1
Product: lysophospholipase 1
Exons: 9
Coding region: 85-777 (230 amino acids)
Biological process (GO): protein depalmitoylation
Cellular component (GO): cytoplasm
Molecular function (GO): carboxylic ester hydrolase activity; palmitoyl-(protein) hydrolase activity
Source: RefSeq, a predicted model, not a curated record
CCUCACCCCGCCCUCCUGGCCCGGCGCCCGUCCCGCCUCCCUGCUCCUGGCCGCUGUCCCGCUGGCCGCCUUGCAGCCCGGUGUAUGUGCGGCAACAACAUGUCGGCACCGCUCCCCGCCAUCGUUCCGGCCGCCAGGAAGGCGACGGCUGCCGUCAUUUUUCUUCAUGGACUGGGAGAUACCGGGCAUGGAUGGUCAGAAGCACUUGCAGGUAUCAAAAGCCCCCAUGUGAAAUACAUUUGUCCACAUGCGCCAGUCAUGCCAGUUUCUUUGAACAUGAACAUGGCUAUGCCAUCAUGGUUUGAUAUCAUUGGACUUUCUCCAGAUUCACAGGAAGAUGAAGCUGGGAUCAAGCAGGCAGCAGAGAAUGUUAAAGCACUGAUAGAUCAAGAAGUAAAAAAUGGAAUUCCUUCUAAUCGAAUUAUUCUGGGAGGCUUUUCUCAGGGAGGUGCUUUGUCAUUGUAUACAGCUCUUACAACACAACAAAAAUUAGCAGGUGUUGUAGCACUCAGCUGUUGGCUUCCUCUACGGGCUUCUUUUCCUCAGGGCCCUAUCAGUGGUGUCAACAAGGAGAUUCCUGUUCUUCAGUGCCAUGGGGACUGUGACCCGUUGGUUCCUUUAAUGUUUGGUUCUCUCACUGUUGAGAAGCUAAAGAGUAUGAUAAAUCCAGCCAACGUAAACUUCAGAACUUACUCUGGCAUGAUGCAUAGCUCAUGUAUUGAGGAGAUGAUGGAUGUAAAACAGUUCAUAGACAAACAUCUACCUCCCGUAGACUGAAAUGAUAUGUGAGAAGCCUUCUAUAUAAAUACACCAGCAUCAACUGUGGUAGAGUGUUAAUUUUUUCGUAUGCCUGAUAGGAAGCAUUACUUAUAUACCUGCAGUGUUACUACUGUAUUGCAAAUUUAUAUUUAGGAUGAGGUUUGAAUAAUACACAUGUACAAUAAAUGAAAAUCUUUCUAGUAUUAAUCAUCCACUGGUGGGACUGUAUGAAUGAGGCAGCUAGGUAACAAUGACAGAAUGCAACCUAAGCAUACUGUUUUAAAAUGUCUGAUUUUAUUUUUUUGAUUAAACGGUUUGUACAAGUAAUUAAAAACUAAAUUUAAGUGAGCAACAUCAAUGUGACCGGUUUAGUUAUACUUGAGACAUGAUUUGUUCUUAAUACUCACUGAAAAUACAUUAAAACAUUUUCUUUUUGUAAUGGAUGCAUAAAGUAUACAACAUGUAAUGUAAUGGGCAUAUGAUGGUAGAAUAAAUGUUACUAAGGACAAAGCUUUAAGUAUUACAUAUUGUUACUCCAGAUGAGGAGGAUUGUUCUAGAAUGGCUAGAAGUCAGCUAAGAUAUUUCUUAUCUUUAAAGCACCUCAAUUUUAGCUGUUUUCAUAUAGCUAGAUAUUGUGGAAAUUCUAAUGGGACUCAUUCCUUGUUAGACCAUUGCUUGUCACUUAUUGUCUUUUUUUUAUUACUAUAAACUCACGUCAAAUGCUGAUUUGUAACAGAAGUCUGAAGAAGUACAUAAAAUUAAUUAGAGUUUCGUUUAAAAAUUCCUGUUUCCAUACUGAAUAUUCAUCUUGUACUUUAUUCUUUGUAGCUUUCAUUUGUGUGGAAAUGUUGAUGUAUUUCACAUGAGCAAUUCCAGCAUAUAAUUUUGUUUUAUCUGUCUGCUUUGGAGUAACUAACUGAAAACAAUGCAGCUGUGCAGUUCUGUGUAUUGUUGAAGUCUCAUCUGCAACGUAGCUGUUGUCAAAUUUGAAAUUUUUUUUAAUAGAAAUAUAAGUGCAAUUGAGAUAUAACUUUAAAUUUAUACCAUCUAAUACUUUCUUUUAUUGCAUGUUGAGACUUGACUAUUUCUGAAAAUGAACAAAGAAGUCUAUUUUUGAAUAUACCAUUCUGCAGUUACCUAGAUCAGUAUAGCCUAGGAAUAUGAAGACCUACUGUGGGGAAAAAAAAGUACGUCUACAAGAUGCAGAAUGUCUUUUUUUUUCAGAAGCUCAAAAGUUCUAGAACACAGUGGGUUACAGAAAUUAAUGCGCACUCAAGAGGUCUUUGUAGCUGAGAGCCAUGAUUUGCUUCUGCAACAGCUGUUCUUCUGUAGAGUUAGAGGCUGUCACCGCACUAAGAAUGUUUAAAAAAAAUACACUACUGUUUUAACUACAUAAUAUGCUGCAUAACAAUGUUCUAUAAUAUGUUUGCAAGAAAAGAUUAUUUUUGUUUUGGCUGCAUAUGUUGUGUCAGCACUGUGUUUUAUACCUGCAUUCGAGGUACUUUCUCUUCUCCCAACUUAAUCAAGUGGUCCUUUUACAGUGUAUAGGGAUUUAUGUCUGAGACAUCUGCCAGCACAAAUACAUAAAUGGGGAAUUACACUUCUAUAUCCCUUCUUUAACAGGGCUGCAGCCAGAAAUCUGGCUUGUUCACGUAGUAUGAAUUCUUGGUUUUCAGUGCUUUUUUUUCAUAUGUGUUAACCUUAAUUUUUAGAAAGCUAUUUUUCUUUUUUAGUCCAGUUUCUCUGGAUUAUUAAACAUCUCUUAAUAUGUAAAGUUUAAAAGGUUUCUUUUUUUCUAGAUGGUAUUGAAACACUUUAAGAUAUUCCAUCUCUCAUUGGGAGGGCAUGUCUGUUAACUUUGAAGUUUAAUUAAUCUUUUUCCUCAAUCAUUCUGUUCUGUAGAUCUGCCAAUUUGUCUUUCAGUUAAUUUCGUUCACAGAAGAAACCAUAAUACUCUUAUUGUAGUUGUGCCAAAGUUCUAUUGAGAAAACAUUAUGUCCUACUUUGGAGUCAUUCCUAAAUUGCAUUAGCUAAUUUUGCAGUCCUGCUAAAUUGCAAACUUGGUAAGCAAACUGUAUGUUAUUUCUCCUAGAUUUUAGAUUUAUCCUAAUUCCUCUGUUGUCUAAAUAACUCCCUGAAUAUUGGCAUGUUUCCCAAGUUCUUCACAAGCUUCUAAUUUUUCCUAUAUUAUUUUCUUGUUCUGUUUGUAAAUUGUUCAGUGAUGUUCAGCUGUCUUGUUGAACUUCUAAUUGACUGUGCAUACAUUUCACAUAUUCUUUCUUCUGUUAGAAGGAGUUUAAAAAAAUUUCUAGGAUGUUAAAAUAAGAUCAGUCCUAACUUCAUUCUGCAUUAGCUUCAUAACACUUUCUUGAGUUUGGUGAACUAUGUUCACAGCUUGUGGUCAGUUUCUAGUGCUUACGCAUUUUAAUCUGAGUCUGCUUCAACUGCUGUCUCAGUGAUGCUUUCAGAUGUUUUUCCAGAAAUGCUUUAUGUGCUAACUUUGUUCAAAUAUUCAGCUAUCAUAACAAGAUUUUGUUCAUACUGUUGUUUUGCCAUUUGCUUUAUCUACAAAGAGCUGUGUUACCAAAGUAAAUGUAAGUAAAUGUUGUGACUUAUUCUGAAUUUCUGUAUUCUAGGAAGAAUUCUACCCCUGUAGUGUUGUUGUGUUUUGUUUUGUUUUGUUUUUUUUCCAGGGGUAAACGAGUAUGUUGUAGUUGAGGGUUGUUACAGAGCCCAGAAGCUGGAGGAAACUUCAAGGAAAUAUCCUGUCUUCUCCAGUAUCACAGUGUCUAUUUUGAGCUCUUGUCUUUUGUAGCUUCCCAGCUAGUUGGAAAGCUGUGUGUAUGAUCUUGUAGCUGAACUGCUUCACUGCCUGAAGUGAUUUGAUACUGGAAUGGUUGUCACAAUUGCAUGUGUCUUUAGGCUGAAUGAUAGCUCAGUCUAGAGUAGGAGUUUUCAUAAUAUCCUAUUAAAAUGGAGAAGUUGAACUGUCAGUAUUCUAAAUGUGAAUGUCAUAUCCUCAUAAACUGCAAUUUGAAACUGUCCAAUAAUUAUUUUUUUGUAAUGUUAGACUUUCCCAAAAAGGGGGUGAUGUCUGUCAAACUUCUGAAAGCAUUGAUGUGAAAAUACCUGACUUGAAGAUCAGUUUGUUUCAAUGGGUAUCUAAUUCCCUAAUGCGUUUUUAAUUUCAAAAUGGUACUUAAAUUUGACUGCAGUUUUGUGCAGUCAGAAGUCUGACUUCUUGCUGAAAUAUGUUGCCCACUUUUUAAAAGAGAUGUUAUGUCUUAUUAGACAAUCUUCCAGCCAUUCUUGAAGUAAACCUAUAUUGAGCUCUGUACUGUGUUGAGGGCUGUAUGAUUUGGUCUCAUCCUCCUAUCUUGUAUAAUUACAACACAGUAGAUUUAUAACUGUACACUGCAACUGGUAUUAGAACUGUUAAUUAAAACAGGUUCUCUCUAAUGAAGCAUACUGCACUUCAUUGAAGUCAUUAGGAUGCAUCUUUUAUGUAGAGGUGCUGUUUGUGUUGAUGGAUAUGACUGAGAACAAAUUUUUAAGAUGUUAAUGAAGCCAUAUGUACAAGGCCUGUGUAUCUUAAAUUUUAUAAAGAAAUGCUGAACACUUAGUCUUUGUGUUAUGAAGUAUAAGCCAUUUAUAUUUACUAUAAGCAUCUAAGAUGUAAUUUACUUGGUUUACUCAUUUUAUUUAUGAUAAGAACUCUUAACUUUGGAAGUUAUUCUGUAGUAAGGAAAAUGUGAAAGCUUUCCAUUUUUAUCAUUGUGAAAUAAAUUUCAGUCACUGUUUGGUAAAGUA